Messenger RNA from Pan troglodytes (chimpanzee), 2641 nucleotides. It is a transcript of the gene DDO, whose product is annotated as D-aspartate oxidase. NCBI's taxonomy places the organism in Eukaryota, Metazoa, Chordata, Mammalia, Primates, Hominidae. The record is from RefSeq and is a predicted model, not a curated record. Gene Ontology annotation, cellular component: cytoplasm. Gene Ontology annotation, biological process: L-aspartate catabolic process; D-amino acid catabolic process. Bases 963 to 1649 code for a protein of 228 amino acids. The transcript has 3 exons. Gene Ontology annotation, molecular function: D-aspartate oxidase activity; FAD binding.
UCUCUUAUCUUUAUGAAGAUACUAAUAACAGUUUUUAAAAACUUUCUCCCUGAAUAGUAUCUGAGUAUCUGUCAUCUCCAAAUUGUGGGAGGUUUUUGUUUUUGUUUUUUGAUUUUCUCAUUUUUCAUGAUAGAGGUUUUUCUUGACCGUGUGGUAUUCUUUACCUGUCUGCUGAUGUUUAUGAGUGGACCCUGAACAGCAGAUGGGAAUUUCUGAGUGUUUGCACAGGGCUUGUUGCCAGUGAGCUCACUGGAGUAAGAGGGCAGGGCCAUUUAUUUGGGGACAUCUGUGAUGUCAUUCAGUUUAAGUUUUUCUUCUUGGGCGGGUCCUGUUUCCCAGGGAAGAGGGUUCCAUGUCCUGCCUGGGGAAGGUGAAGGCCCGGAUGCCAGCUGGCAUUUGAGAAGGUGACAGGGGAAGAGGCUGGGGUCCUAGCAUCCAGUUUGCAUGUAUUUCCUUAACACUCAUUUUUUCAGCACGGCAUCCCUGCCUUUGCUGGUGCUUUGUGUUUUCCAGUCCAAAGACCCCUAAGAAAGAAUAGACAUAUCUUUUAUUAGGGUGGUAAUAGCAGCGACCUUGGCAUUGCAGGUCCAGGAGCUUGGCUGGUCAGCUCCUGGGAACUGCCUCCCAGGAAACAAACACAGGCACCUGGUGUAUCCACCAGAUGCCAGCUGAUAUAGUUUGGCUGUAUCCCCACCCAAAUCACAUCUUGAAUUGUAGUUCCCAUAAUCCCUACGUGUCGUGGGAGGAACCUGGUGGGAGGUAGUUGAAUCGUGGAGACAAUUACCCCAUGCUGCUGUUCUCAUGAUAGUGAGUGAUUUCUCAGGAGAUCUGAUGGUUUUAUAAGGGGCUUUCCCCACUUUGCUCAGCUCAGCUCUCAUUCUUCUCUUCCUGCCACCAUGUGAAGAAGGACUUGUUUGCUUCCCUUUCCACCAUGAUUGUAAGUUUCCUGAGGUCUCCCAGUCAUGCUGAACCAUACACCCAUUCACACGCAGAAGCAGUGGUUCAGAGAAACCUUUAAUCACCUCUUUGCAAUUGCCAAUUCUGCAGAAGCUGGAGAUGCUGGUGUUCAUUUGGUAUCAGGGAUAAAGGGAAGUGGAGGCUGGACACUCACUCGGCGAAUAGAAGACCUGUGGGAACUUCAUCCGUCCUUUGACAUCGUGGUCAACUGUUCAGGCCUUGGAAGCAGACAGCUUGCAGGAGACUCAAAGAUUUUCCCUGUAAGGGGCCAAGUCCUCCAAGUUCAGGCUCCCUGGGUGGAGCAUUUUAUCCGAGAUGGCAGUGGGCUGACAUAUAUUUAUCCUGGUACAUCCCAUGUAACCCUAGGUGGAACUAGGCAAAAAGGGGACUGGAAUCUGUCCCCGGAUGCAGAAAAUAGCAGAGAGAUUCUUUCCCGAUGCUGUGCUCUGGAGCCCUCCCUCCACAGAGCCUGCAACAUCAGGGAGAAGGUGGGCUUGAGGCCCUACAGGCCAGGCGUGCGACUGCAGACAGAGCUCCUUGCGCGAGAUGGACAGAGGCUGCCUGUAGUCCACCACUACGGCCAUGGGAGUGGGGGCAUCUCAGUGCACUGGGGCACUGCUCUGGAGGCCGCCAGGCUGGUGAGCGAGUAUGUCCAUGCCCUCAGGACCCCCAUUCCCAAGUCAAACCUGUAGAUGACAUAAAAUGACAGCAAAUAGACUGAGAGACUGUUGAUCAAAGCACAGAACAGGUUCAAAUAACUUUUCCACUGCAUGAAAGUUUAAUUAGACAUUUCUUUGUUUUCAACAUUAGAAGUGGUGUAACAUGUAAGCUGAGCACAGUGGCAUGCCUAUAGUCCCAGCUACUUGAGAGGCUGAGGCAGGAGGAUCGCUUGAGCCCAGAAGUUUGAGUGCAAUCUGGGUAACAUUUUUUAGAGGCACCAGUUCCCACCUCUAAAAAAACCACCAACAACAAAAGAAAUGAUGCAACAUGUAGGCUUACUUAGGAAGUCUAGCAUUAAUGGCAUAGGGCAUAAAGCUCUAUUUUUUGUUAAAAAUACUUCUUAUAGAGUAAAAUUUCUUUAGAACUGAUGUCCAAGGACCUAUGCAGAUUUAUAUGAAUGUUGGAAGCUAUAGAGAUUUUGAUAUCAUUUGGCUUAUAAAUCCACAGGAGGAGAUAAUGUAUGGAAAACAUUUAAAUCACUGUCAAUUGCAGAGCUGCCUGCGAUCUUCUUAGGUUAUAGCCAAGUCAGCAACAUAAUUCCUCUAAAUAAAAUUACAUUGUGCUCACACAAUGCUGGAUUAUUAUGUUUAAUUGAAGACAAAGCAUGCUUGCUCCUAGUACUAGCAGCAACCUUUUCCUCCCCUCAGCUGGUAAUGAUGGUAGGAGACAGAGAUGAAGCUGCCUAUGUAUGUCAUAUCAAUUCAAUAGCUGCCUGGGGUCAAACACCUAGGGGUUGUACAUUCCAUUACUGUAAAUGAUUGAGAGCUGGUUUGUGGUAUGGUUGGCUUUGCCUAAGCAUUUUUGAAGAUGAACAGCAUGUGCAGCCAAAGAACUAAUUUGCUAAUUAAGGUGGAACAAUCAUUCUGAAUGAAAUAUAAUCAGAGUACUCCACAGUUUGUUAAGAAGUACUGGGGAGGAGGGGAAUGUGUCUCACAAUAAAAUGAGUUGGAAUUGUUGAGUUAAA